AUCAAUUCAAUCGAUUCCAUCCAUGCAGGAACAGAUAUCUUCCAUGCGAGAAACAAUCCCUCUCUCGCAAACGAUUCCAUCUAUGUAAUCAUUCCUGUAGGAAUCAAUGUCUUCCUUAUCGCAAGUGACAUCGAUGCAACAAAUGGUGUCGGCUAUGCAGACGGUGCCACCAAUGCAGCAGAUUCAGUUUUUACCCGUCCAUGAGGCCCAUCGCGUGCUUGGCUUGGUUGGCGAUCAUCGGUAUCCGGAUCCGACCGCGAUUGCGAGGGCGAGUUUGGCCCAAAUGAAUGAGAUGUCGAGAAAGGCUGGGGCGUCUGCUGAAGUGACGAGUAAUGGUACAGGUUCGGGAAAUGGAACCAGACCGGAGGGGACGGAUGUGACGAGUGGUGAUGCUCCUAUUCUGAUCCCUCCGGAUACAUCCUUGGAUGGGACAGUCCAAACGGUUCACGAGGGAUUACAGGUGUUCACCUUGGGACAUUUGCUUCCGAGGAGUGCGCUUGAUGCUGCGAAUGGAAAUUGGACGUAUGGUGGGGAUAUACCUGGUAUGCCAAAUAUGAAUGGGGGUAGGAAUGGAGACAGGAAUGGAUGUGCUGAUGAAGACGGUGUAGGUGGAAUUGGGGAUUGUGAAGGGGAGGGGUUCGAGAAAGAGGAAAGUCCAGGUGCUGAAGAAGUCGUGCGACCUACACCCACGAACCCCGGCGUCCGAGAAUCUUCAUCAGCGACUUCCAGAGCCACGACACCUUCGACUGGCAGUGGACAGAAACUACGAGUCAGGAGGUCAACGUUCGUUUCAGGAUGGGCAGUCCCACCAUGCGUACUUCUAGUGGACGAUGACGCGGUGAGCAGGAGACUGAGCAGCAAGUUUUUGCAGGUAUUCAGGUGUGCGAUUGACGUGGCAGUGGAUGGAGUGGGAGCGGUGAAUAGGAUGAACUUGGAAAAGUAUGAUUUAGUGCUGAUGGACGUUGUAAUGCCGAAGAUGGACGGUAUAUCGGCCACAUCGUUGAUCCGCCAAUUUGAUCACGUUACACCUAUCAUCUCAAUGACAAGUAAUUCGCAUCCGAGCGAGAUCAUGAUGUAUUAUUCGUCAGGCAUGAACGAUGUGUUACCGAAACCAUUCACCAAGGAAGGGUUGUUGGAUAUGUUGGAGAAGCACCUCAUGCAUCUCAAGGUCAUCCAGGAGAUGUCGAAGGUCCCGAGAAUACCAUGUGCUCUGCGCCUCUCGACAGAUAAUUCGUUAACGGAUGCGCUUGUACCCCCCUCGGCGACCCCUUCUGCUGCUACUACAUCGACGUCUUCCACGUCUUCCUCGGGGACGACUAUGGCUUAUUCUGGGAGGGACAGCGGUGGAUUUGGACCCCCGUCGGCAUCCACAAACGCAGAGGGUGUAGAUAGCAACGGCAACGGUCCGUUGUUCAUGGGCAGGGUUGGAACUGACAUACGGAUUGAUCCGCUUGUGGGGAUGGGGCUGACUGAGGAACGAUAUCAAGCGAUCCUCAAAGACCUCGUGAACGGCGAUAAUUUGGGUGUGCCGGAGGGGUUUGGCUUUGAUAUGAUGGAAGAAGAAGGGAUUGUCGAUGUGGGUGUAGGUCUUAGUGAAGGGAUGAGUGGUGGUAUGGGUAUGGGGGAGAAGAGGGGUUUGGAAGAGGAGCAGGAUGGAAUAAGGGAGGUGAAGAGGGGACGGUUUGAAGUACUGGAUUGAGGCUGACGGUGAUCUGCUCCCCUCCUAUCUCUUCCUGCCCCAAGUGAUUCUAGCCUCGCCCGCCUUUCAACCCGACUCAACCGCCCGUGUCGUGGCAUUCCUCCCAAUAUCUAUGGCGAUGCCAGCGCCCGCUACUUAUGGUCAUGUUCCUGGUAUUGUCUCACCGGCUCGACAUCUUUUCCACUGCAUCAAGCUCUC
Pisolithus orientalis is the source of this 1897-nucleotide messenger RNA. RefSeq lists its product as uncharacterized. The coding region runs from base 107 to 1699 and encodes 530 amino acids. The record is from RefSeq and is a predicted model, not a curated record. NCBI's taxonomy places the organism in Eukaryota, Fungi, Basidiomycota, Agaricomycetes, Boletales, Pisolithaceae. The transcript is spliced from 3 exons. Gene Ontology annotation, biological process: phosphorelay signal transduction system.